Messenger RNA from Colletotrichum paranaense, 246 nucleotides. RefSeq lists its product as uncharacterized. The coding region runs from base 1 to 246 and encodes 81 amino acids. The record is from RefSeq and is a predicted model, not a curated record. The transcript has a single exon. Lineage: Eukaryota; Fungi; Ascomycota; Sordariomycetes; Glomerellales; Glomerellaceae.
AUGAAGUUCAUGGGUGACAACGUGCCACCUUUUUCACCACCGCUGGCGUGGGUCCUGUUAUGGAAUGCACAAUACUCCAACGUCUUUGGAGGGUUUGUGCCAGAAGAAUUAAGACGAUGGGGCUAUGUAAUGUGGGAUGAGCAGCGGUGGAACGAAAUGGGAGGCGGAGCGAAGAGCCUCAUUCGCGAACAAUGGAAGUCCCACCCUGAAAGUCUUGUUGAGACCAUGGAGACUGUUGUGUACUGA